This is a messenger RNA of Coregonus clupeaformis (lake whitefish), 3128 nucleotides long. RefSeq names its product E3 ubiquitin-protein ligase RNF169. Gene Ontology annotation, molecular function: ubiquitin-protein transferase activity; nucleosome binding; metal ion binding. The transcript is spliced from 6 exons. NCBI's taxonomy places the organism in Eukaryota, Metazoa, Chordata, Actinopteri, Salmoniformes, Salmonidae. Gene Ontology annotation, biological process: double-strand break repair. Gene Ontology annotation, cellular component: site of double-strand break; nucleus. The coding region runs from base 25 to 1983 and encodes 652 amino acids. The record is from RefSeq and is a predicted model, not a curated record.
ACCAUCUUUGGUAGGGAGAGACCAAUGAAAAUGGCGGCGACAGGUUCCGCCAGAUCCACUAGUGGAUUGGGUCACAAAUGCAAAACCAGGCCCGCAGAUAUGCUGAAAACUCGGACACCUUCACAGCUGCUGACCCUGGAGGAGGCAAGGUGUCCGGUUUGUUCGGAGAUUUUAUUAGAGCCCGUAACUAUGCCAUGUAGCCACUCGGUGUGUCUGCACUGUUUCAAGCGGACAGUGGAAUUUACCAGUUUGUGCUGUCCCCUCUGCCGGCUGCGAGUAUCCAGCUGGGCCCGUAAACAGUCCCGGGAGAAAAGCCUAGUUAACAUCGAACUCUGGGAAAUGGUUAGAAAGAGUUAUCCACAACGAUGCAAGAGGAGAAUGGAGCAGAGAGACUGUGAGACUGGUGGAGAAGAGAUUUUCCGCACGCCUGCUCAGGUAUCAGGAGAGAUCCGACUGGAGUAUGGAAAGCAAAAAGUAAAGGUACCAAUGAAUGAAGAGAAAGAAGAGGGGAGGAGGAAAGUCCUCCACCACAGAGAGGGAUGUGGAACUCUCAAGCGCUUUCAAGAUCCUUUCUAUGGGUUGCUGUCAGACUCGGAGAAUGAAGAACCCAUUGGGAAGAGAACCAGAAAUGUUUCUGCGUUUGUUAGAAGAACAAAGAUCUCAGCAGGUCUACAGACCAAUGUGGUGCAGAGAAGCCAGAGCUGUACUGAUACAGAGGAGGGAAGGCGAAAAAUAAGGUUGUCUACUCAUCUUCCUGGACUGGACAAGGCAAGUAUUGCUCACAGCUACAAUGCAGGAAUCCUUCUGUCCUCUGAGAACAGCCGAUCUCUUUCGGCACCCAUCAUUGUCCAAGACAAGAGGCAUAGCUGGCGAGGUGUCAUCAUGGCAUCAUCAACACCUUUUAUGGUCCCCCAGUCGAAACAGGAGAGGUCCAUUAGCCCUGAGAGCAAUGACAGUAUCUCUGAGGAGCUGAAUCACUUCAAGCCAAUAGUGUGCUCGCCGUGCACCCCACCAAAGCGACUACCUGACGGCCGAGUGAUGGAACCCACAAUUGUGAAGUCCACCCCCCGGAACUUAUUCCGCAGCCUGCAGAGGCUCACCAGCUAUGAAGCCAGCCCUACAAUCCUCCAGAAAUGGAAGCAGAUCGAGGUGGACCGUCAGUCUGUCAAAGUGACCUCGAAGGGCACCUUGACCAGCCCCAUGAACGAGGACCUUGUCUUCAAACCAAGCCCCAUAGAGGAGAAGCACGGCAAGCCCUGUAGCUGCGCUCCAGCAGCAAAUAAGGGAAAAGAACACUUGGGUAUGUGUGCCAAGACUGAUUCCUCUGGGCAAGAGAAUGAAAGAACUUGCAUACAUAAUAAACGAAGACUGAUAUUUGACCAGGCCAUUGGAGAGACCACCUUCCAUCAAAAACAAUUCACAAAGUUUCAUACUCCAUUUGUAGCUUUAACCAGUGAGGAGACUGUAAAAGAAUGUGGGGUUUCUUCUGAGUCUGUGGUGGUACCUGAAUCACAUUGUGGACCAACUUCAAUUCAUCAAAAUCUGACAUUAGUCCCACAUGAUAUGAAUGCCAGUGUAAGGAGUUGCAAACUUAAAUCAAAGGACUCACAGGAUCAGAGGAAAGAGUUGGACAAUAGAAACUGUGCCCAGAACCAACCUACCUCAAGGAGGGGCAAGAAGAGGAGCCAGAAGACCAAACACCUGGAGGAGACAGAGUCUGGACUCAAGAGGCCAAUAUCACAGAGCCAAGAUGGUUUCAAUAUAGAGUGUGCACAGACUGACCUGUACAUUCAACAGGUACAGCAAGAGAGAGAGGACAGAGAGCUAGCGUUGAAUCUUCAAAGACAGUUUGACAGGGAACAGCAACAAAUAGACAAGCAAAAGACCAGUCCUGACAAGUACUUUCUCCGGUCCUGCAUGUCCAGUGAAAACAUAAUCAAAUCCAAUCCACGCAGAUCAGGAAGAAUUUCCAAAAAUAAUUAGCACUUUAAUUGCAAUUAUUGAAUGGUUAUUCUUGUGCUUUUUUAAAUAAUUCAGUCAGCCAACUUCUUGCAUACAAUAACUAUACUGCAUUUGUUGCCCAGGUUCAAAAUGCAUUGCUUUUAAAGAUUAACUAAGCCCUAGGUAGCCUAUCUCAUAAAUUGUUAAUGUUCAUUUUGACGAAUUCCUAUUAGAUUUAGUUUCUACAAACAUGAUUUUGCUGAAACGUCAGGUACUAUCAUUAUUUAUUUUCUUCUCGUUUGCAAUUACUCAUGAACAUUUUUAAAUACACUACGUCAUAUAUUUCUGCAGUUAAUGCACUGUGAGAGAAAGCAAAUAAUUAUUCACAGUAUGAAGUUGUGUUGAGAUUCAUACUGUGCAGACACUUGAAAAUCUUUGUGUUCAGGCUCAUGUAUGAUUCUGAUUCUAGCUCAGCCAAGGAUGUGGACACAAGAUAUAGUAUUAUUACUUUGUCAAACCCUUCAUUCAGAUUCCCAUUAACCCGGUGGAGUAACACCUGGGUCGUAUUCCGUUUCCCAUGGGACCAUAGCUGUCCCCCAUUCUGAGAAUAUGGAGACGCCAACAGAAGUUUGGCUCAUCCUCUUAAACAUAGCGAUCAAUCGGAAAAUGAAAUGUUCUCAUGCUCAGGCAUUCAACAGUAUUUGUCAGGGGUUUCAGAAAUAGUAUGUUUUGUCCUAGGAUUGUGCUGUACUUCACAGAACGUUCAGCUAUAUCAUAUGUAGGAUUAGGAAAUUAUAAGGGAAUCAUGUAAUGUUUUAGGACAGCACACCUUCCUCCAGCGCCCAGCUCAGUGCCAGAUGCAAAUCACCAGUAAUUUCUAUGAUCAAAUUGAACUCAGACCUCAGCAGCUGAUUCAGUGUUAGUGUUGUACACAUUUGAAUAGUGAAAGCUGAUCCAAGAUCUGCACUGCCAUCCUAUUUAUUAUUUAAUGAUCCACAUUGUUCCUUUCUGCUGCAACGAUGCACUUAGCACCUCUACGUGGUGUUUUGGGAAACACUUGUUACAUCUUCGAGCAUUAGGAACGAUGCAUUGUUAAAACACUCGUAAAAUGUACCGUAUUUUCCGCACUAUAAGGCGCACCGGAGUAUAAGCCGCAGCAGCUAAAUUGAAUGAUGUGUACAUAUAUA